This is a messenger RNA of Eremothecium gossypii ATCC 10895, 519 nucleotides long. It is a transcript of the gene CDC31, whose product is annotated as centrin. Gene Ontology annotation, cellular component: mitotic spindle pole body; half bridge of spindle pole body. Gene Ontology annotation, molecular function: microtubule binding; calcium ion binding. Lineage: Eukaryota; Fungi; Ascomycota; Saccharomycetes; Saccharomycetales; Saccharomycetaceae. Gene Ontology annotation, biological process: spindle pole body duplication. The coding region runs from base 1 to 519 and encodes 172 amino acids. The record is from RefSeq and is marked provisional. The transcript has a single exon.
AUGAGUAACAUCCACAGGAGGGCGAACGCACGCGUUGGGUCCAAGAACAGCAAUGUGGACAACGGGGUGCUCCAGAAGGAACUGCUGGAAGAGCAGAAGCAGGAGAUCUACGAGGCGUUCUCGCUGUUCGACAUGAACAACGACGGGUACCUGGACUUCCACGAGUUCAAGGUGGCGCUGCGCGCGCUAGGCUUCGAGAUGGACAAGCGCGACAUUCUCGAGAUCAUCGACAAGUACGACACUGACGGGCGGCGGCUGAUCUCGUACGACGACUUCUACCUGGUCGUUGGCGAGAUGAUCCUCCAGCGCGAUCCGCUGGAUGAGAUCAAGCGGGCGUUCAAGCUUUUCGACGACGACCAUACAGGCAAGAUCAGCAUCAAGAACCUCAAGCGCGUAGUCAAAGAGCUCGGCGAGAACCUGACGGACCAGGAGCUGGCCGCCAUGAUAGACGAGUUUGAUCUGGAUGGCGACGGAGAGAUCAACGAGGAGGAAUUUAUUGCUAUCUGCACGGACAACUAA